Messenger RNA from Solea solea (common sole), 3000 nucleotides. It is a transcript of the gene cfap92, whose product is annotated as cilia and flagella associated protein 92 (putative). The record is from RefSeq and is a predicted model, not a curated record. The transcript has 13 exons. The annotation marks the transcript as partial. NCBI's taxonomy places the organism in Eukaryota, Metazoa, Chordata, Actinopteri, Pleuronectiformes, Soleidae.
AUGACCGACGAGGAGGAUGCCAGUUUUCUUGAGACUGAUUUGUCGUUCAUGGAGGACGGUUUGGAAAAUAAGUCAAGUUCAACAGAGGAUAUCAAAUCACAAAAAGAUGACCGCGCCUAUGAAACUUAUCAUUGUUUAGGGGACGGCACUGAUGUUCCCGCAGCUCCUGAAAAAGCUAAGAAAACAAACACAGACUCAUCUAUUGUUUGGGUGAAGGCCCACAAAACUCAGCGCUGCUAUCAUGUUGAAUACAAGCUGUUGCCAGGUGAUACAGAGACAAUCAAAGUGGAUCUGCUAGUGUUUGGGCCAGUCGCAAAAAUGUGCAAAGAUGAUGAGUUCAAGAUCCUGAGAACAUGGCAUGAAGGAGAGCAGACCUGGGUUGGUUGGACCCACAGUAUCAACGUCAGAGUCAACAGGGACAUGUUGAUCGGUCUACUCCGCCAUAAGAUCGAGCUGCAGAUAUGGACCAGUAAGGACAAACUGUCCAGCCAGGCUCGUCAUGAGAGACUGAAAGCCUGUAGACUGUCACAAGAUCAGCCUGAGGAUGCAACGCACACAUGUGAUGACACCAAGUCCAUGGUGAACAAGCUGAGAGCCCUCUGUGAGAAGACGUCAAACACAUCUAUGAAACACAAAUUCAAUAUGUCAUUUAAGUCAAAUUCAGAUGUGGGCUCAGAAACUGAAAAGAACUUGGCAGCUUUUCAAAAACCCAAAACUGAUGCCUGCGACCUUGGGAACACAAAAGAGAACAACAUCACGUCACUUGAAAUCAGUCCCAUGUGUUUUCUGUAUUUUCCUUUGUUAUUUCUGUGGUUGCCAGGUGAGACCUCAGUGACCGAGUGUUUCCCAGUCUGCUCAUCAAGUCUAUUUGAGGUCAUGUGCAACGUCUCUCUGGACAGUCCUCUAGUAUCUGACCAACUGAAAUCUGACCUCAAUCCGCUGGUCAUCAUGAUUUUGUCAGCCUCGUCAAUGCCUUCAUCCCCGGUGCCCUUCCAUGUCUUACAGGAGAUGUGCACGCCUGUCUAUUGCCAGUACAAGUUCCAUAACUUGAGCGUGCACAGAACAAACUAUCACGAGCACGCCAGUGACAUCUACUUCAGAGAUGUAAAUGUGAUCCUUACUGGCUUGAUGAGUCCUCAAGAGCUCCAACACUUUCUCGCCAGUCCACCUCUGCAGAUAGAAGUUCAUGAUCGUGACAGGAUGUUGGAGGAAAUGCCUGAAACACUUGCGCUGGGUACAGCGGGGUCAGAUGAAGACACGCAGAGCAAUGCAGCACUUUUACGACACAAAACAAUGGGCUUUAACUCCUAUGGCCUUGCAAACCUAAACCUGUCUGAGAUGCUACUUGGUAAGAAGAGUCUAACGGUGAACUUACCAAUCAAAUGUGGCCCUCCGCCUCCGAAGCUGGACAGGGAGAGAAGUGCGUUGAAGACGACAGAUGCAGCUGCUAGAAGAGAACCCAUGCCACAGGCCCAUUACUAUGAUGCCAAUUCCCAACUCAAAGUCAGAGUUGAGAUAGCUUGCCCACUGAAUUCUAAGGAUACUGGCAGUGAAUCCUACGACGGCUCGUUUGGUCGCAUCAUCUUCCUCUUUCAUCACAACAACGUCUCUGUUAUGACCAAGCUGAGAUCAGAGAUCCUCAGAAUCAAUGCAUUGGCCUUCAAUCUCCACUUCCUCUCACACAAAUACAUAGAGAGAGCUCUAUCGAAUAACAAAGGCCUAAUGAAUUUAAAGGGUAAUGAGAGCGAGGAUCUGGAUUUCGUUACAGGAUUCCAUGUGCGAGAUAAGAGGACACACAUCUUUGUUCUUGAAGGGCUGAAACACAAAGCAGUGAGGAGACUCUGGGAGGCUGUUCCGAUGAAGACAGAGUGUUUAAAUUCCAUUCAGUAUCCUGUGCUGUUUUGCAGGAUGAGAGGGAGUGAGGAGGAGCAGGUGAUCGUCCUCUACAACUCGGAUCUGGGUUUCUUUAAGCGCCUCUAUGACUCAUUAGAUGUGAGUCUGAGUCCCAUUUAUCUAUAUGAGUCACUACAGACCAUCAUUCAACAGCCCCUGAUCUACAUUAGAGACGUGGUACCCCAACGCUGCUUCCAGGCUUUGUCAAGGUUAAGCCAGUUGUGCAAAGCGAGGCAACUCAAAGAUGUGGUGCGGUACAAUCUCUUCCCCUCAGCUGACAUGAUUGUCAGCAUGAGCGAGGAAUGUGGCACAUCUGCUGAGCAGUGGGAGGAAAAAGCCAGAGCGCACACUGAGAUGGACUUACCCACUCCGUCUGUCAGGAUGAAAAGACAUGCGCCUGUCAACACACACAACAGAGAAUAUAUCCAAUGGAAACGCAACAGCCAGCAGAUGCCAUUCCAACCCUUCAGGGACUUCAUGCAGGAAAAUAUUCAAAAGGUGCAAGACCAAAGUGAGAAGCUGCAGAAGCCAAAGCCUGCUGCAUUGAUGGUGGAUUGGGCUACAAUCAGGCCAACACACAGCUACAGCAUCCAGACGUUCAACUUACAUGAUCGAGGCCGGGAGCUGCUACACAAAGAGAUGGCUAAGGUACCCGGGCGGAGGUUCACCUACAGUCAAGAGUACCUCAGUGCUACAGUAGAGCCUGGAGACGUGACUCCUAAAAAUGACUGCAGGGCUGCUUCUGUUUCCACUGUUUGGGUCACAGGUUUUAUCAGUGGCAGGUCCAGAGUGCACCCAAGACACCCAGAUGAGGCUCGUGUGGAAGAGCUAAGAAAGCCGUGGAGAGAGAACAUCCUUCAUGCGAACACACUGAAGCCCACGCUGUCACGGGACAUGUGGGUCUGUGGCAGGCGCAGUGAGGACUUUCAGCUCUACAGCAAACCUCCCCCUUUCUUCACCACAUCUCCUCUCACCAUUCACUUGGCUGGAGAGUCUCUGCAGCAGGAGCAGCUCGAAGCAGCCAGAGCUCGGUACAGGCGCUGGCUGAGGAAGCUGCUUCCUGGCAGCGGCACAGAGCGACCAGACAACGGCUCCAUCCCACAGUUC